AUAUAAACAUAGGCUAAAAUUCUGGAGCCUAUCUCCCUCGCCACUUUCUUCAACAUUUGCGCAUUCUCUACCGGUUUACCUUCCGGCAAUUCGUGAAGCAGCAGUUGGGUCAUCGUCGGAUGAUACUUGUGUUGGGGCUGACGAUAGUAGAUUUGAGUGAUCUGUGAGCGUAGCAGAAUGUCGGCUCGGUUGAUGAAAAAGGUUCUGAAAGAAAAAGAAGCAGCUCUGCAACAACAUCAGCAGCUCAAUAGUGACGAUGAUGCAGAAUCCCUCAACUCUUCCUCCCCUAACCGAAAUCCAUUUGAUCUUCUUGAGGAUGAAGACAACAAUAGCAGCGGUGACCACUCCUCGCACCACCACUCUGACCAGGAAAAAAUUAAAAUUUCUGGUGAGGCUUCAGAUCGAGGUACUAGCAAGCAGUCUGCCAUUGCUGUUAACUCAGUUCCGAUGCCAAAUGUUAAAGCAAAGAAAAAGAAAAAGAAGAAGAAAAUCAUGGAAGAUUUAUCUCCCAGAACUGAAAAUGAAGUAAUAUCUUCUCAACUGAUGUUAGAGGGCUUAACUUUGGGAGCUAGCUCUUCCGGUCACCAAAAGAUUGCUCCUUAUCCUGCUACAUCACAGUUCGUAAACAAAGAUAGUGAUAACAGAACGCCGAAGAAGCAUUGCAAUUCCUCCAUAUUACAAGUUUAUCUCAAAUUUCUUAGUGCGGAGAAUGAGCUGCGAAGGAUAUUCGGUUCCAGAGUGGUAAAAUCACAUGAAAGAAGCCAGUUAUCUGUAAAUUCUAGGCUAAUACGUGGUGGUCGGCGAGAUAACCAUAAUAAAAAGACUGUCCUUGUUUCUGCCUCUCAGCAUUGGCCUUGUUGGGAUAGAUCAUUUUGCAUAACUUUAAUGUUAUUUAGAUACAUACACUCAUCAUCAUAUGCCCAAGCUCAGAGAGCUUUUGAAGCAGCCAAGGCGAUACAUGAUCUUAAUGGUAUUGCAAGCAUUCUGUUGAACCAUCCUUAUCAUAUAGACUCCCUGAUAACGUUGGCAGACUAUUUCAAAUUCACGGGUGAACACCAAAUGUCAGCUGAUGCUAUUGCCAAGUGUCUGUACGCGAUGGAAUGUGCAUGGCAUCCACUGUUUGCUCCAUCGCCGAACUGUCAAUUAAAGUAUAUCCAUGAUUCGAACAAGCCAUUCUUCUCAUCACUUUUUACUCACAUGAGAAACAUGGACAGGCGUGGUUGCCAUAGAUCUGCCCUUGAAAUAUGUAAGUUCUUGCUUUCUUUAGAUUCAGAUGAUCCAAUGGGUGCUAUGCUCUCUAUUGACUACUAUGCUUUGAGAGCAGAGGAAUAUGCUUGGUUAGAACAGUUUGCGGAAGAAUAUAGGUCUGACAAUUCCCUGUGGCUAUUUCCCAACUUCUCUUAUUCCCUUGCGAUUAGCCGAUUUUACCUUGAAAAACGUGAACUUUUAGACAAUAGAGAAAUGGCUAUCAGAAAAGCUGCUUCAUGCCAUCUCAUGAAGCAGGCUUUGAUGCUUCACCCAUCAGUACUGAAAAAACUGGUGGUGAAGGUACCUCUAAAAGAUCGGAUAUGGACCACUCUACUGGAGAAUAGUUUCUUUCAAUCUGAGCAAACAGGGAGUCCAUCUCUGGAUCACUUGAUUGCGAUUUAUGUUGAGAGGAGUUACAUAAUUUGGAGGCUGCCUGAUCUGCAUAAGUUCUUAAGUGAUUCGGCACUUUCGGUGAUUGAGAUGCUGAAAGAGAAAGGAAGUCAUGUGAAGGACUGGGCUUGUGUCAGAAAAGAAGCUUUUCCAUCAGAGAAAAAUGAGUACGGACAUUUGUUGGUAUCAGAUUUCUCUGAUUCCAUGCCGACAAUGCCACCUGAUAACUUGCAAGACUUUAUGGUUGACCAAAUGGGUGAGAUUGAGAACCGUGAACAGUUCCAUAACAUUCCAGAAAACCAUACGCCUCGUGACCUUACAAAUCGAAAUGCCCUUGCUGUUCUACUUGAGUCUAUGUUACCGUGGAUCAAUUAUGGCACCGGAGAUGGUGAACACGUCCAGCAUGAUCUCCCCGAGCAAGUCAAUGAAGAAUAGACUUAAGAGUUCAGAUAACUUCUUUCGAAGAUGAAAUUAAAAGAAGAGUUUUCUUAGGGAAGCUGAGGUCUGUAUCUUGAAUGGAAGUUUGCUUGAACAUAAAAUGCAGUAAUAUCUUUUGAGCGUGAUAAUUGGAUGUGGAAGAGCUCAUUGGAUUUCAAGCUGACAGGAUGAAGUUUUCAAUUUUGGUUAAUUAUAUCUGCUUGCCCGGUCAUCGUAUUAAGUACAGGUACCAUGUAUUUACUGCCUGCGAGAGAUCAUGCAGUUCGAAUCUGAAUGGAUCCUUAUGUCUAUGGUCACAUGUUUGAGUCAUUUUUGGGCUUUUCCAGAAAAGCUGAAACUUUGAUCUGAUGUUCUUUUUCUUUUUCAAGUUAAAAUUUCUUGUACAUUAGUCAAACAUAUUUUUAUUAAAAAUAUUACUAGAAAUAA
This is a messenger RNA of Sesamum indicum (sesame), 2502 nucleotides long. Lineage: Eukaryota; Viridiplantae; Streptophyta; Magnoliopsida; Lamiales; Pedaliaceae. The record is from RefSeq and is a predicted model, not a curated record.